AUGAGAGUGAUAGCGGAGUAUCAUACGGUUAAGCUACCAGGUACAGUAGGAUGUGAAUUGGACUCGGAUGGUUGGCCUACGGAUUUGCUACUCGCCGCUAGGAAAGCUUUCGCCAUGUUGAACCCUUUGAGGUUCGCAAUCUCAAUGACAAUGCUGAGCGGUCGAUUGGCCUCCUAUGAUGAUGUCUUGAAGGCAGAGCGCGAUCUUAGGCAGGUGGAAGAGGGCGUCCCGAAAAGGCUACAGGUCGAAUUUAGUCCAGAUGGGCGUACAAUGAGUCCCAAGAUACCAGGAGAUUUCAUCAGUAAAAUGUUGUGUUAUGGUUUGUGGAAGCGUAUCUCACAUGCACGAGUUAAGCUACAUCGCUCGUUUCUGUUUCCUCGACAAUCCGUGAAUGAAGCAGAACGCUCACGCCACCUAAGAGAAUUGGAAAUAGCUUGUCGAAGGCAUCUCCUGAUGACAGGAGCCUUUCCGCAUUCAUAUUUGAUGCAUCCUUUGGCCAUUUAUACCUACAUGACUACUGCUAUCGCUACAUCGAUUGCCUUGAUCAUUUGUCCCAAUUUAUUUGAUUCUUCAUUCUUCAUUCCUGAACUACAAAAAUUUCGUGACAUUCUAGAACUUGCGCAACAGACCAUCGCCUGUACCUUAGCUCAAAAGUCUAAAAUUAUGUUAGAUUAUUUGAUUGAACGAGCUCGCAGCUCUUCAAAUUCCCGUUUGUCGAGCGAUCCAACAGUUGCUUCACCUCCAUGGACCUCCCCUGGCACAGUCACAUCGGGCUUGUGUCCAAGUAAUCCUGGUACUGAGCAAUUAAAGCACAAGUCAACAGCUUCAACAUCCAGCCACGUAAGUGAUAGAUCCGUAAGCCUUCUCCAACCUGAAGCACGAAGGAUUCAUUCAAUCAGACCUACGCCAAUCCCUAUAACUGCUCAUCUGGGAGGGCUCUCUCACAGAAACGCAAGAAGUCUUUCAUGCUCUGAACCAGCAAGAUCAUCAGCAGAAUACUCUAGCAGCGUAGGCUCUAGUAAUAUGGCAUCUCCUUUCGAUUCAAGAGCGAAUAUGAGCUUCAACUUCUUAUCACCUUCACUAUCUUCUAUCAAUCAUGCAUCGAGUAAAAAAAUCUUAGAUUUUGAUAUCUGUCCUUCAGAAGAGAGUCAGUCUUGGAUAGGGGAUUCAUUAGGAGGGGUGGAGUGUGAGAAAAUCUUGGAUCCUGACUUCCUUAAUCUUUUCACUUCACAAUCUUCCCAAUUGCAUCCAACGCCUGGCUGGUGGGAACUCGAAAAGGAUUCAUCUAACUUUCCCACUCUAUCAAGCUCUUCAUAUUUUGUUUCUGGUCUUGAGGGCAAAAAUCAUUCUCCAAGUACCGAGAAACAUUUUGAAUUUUAA
Messenger RNA from Melampsora larici-populina 98AG31, 1380 nucleotides. RefSeq lists its product as uncharacterized. Lineage: Eukaryota; Fungi; Basidiomycota; Pucciniomycetes; Pucciniales; Melampsoraceae. The record is from RefSeq and is a predicted model, not a curated record. Bases 1 to 1380 code for a protein of 459 amino acids. The transcript has 6 exons.